This is a messenger RNA of Eleginops maclovinus (Patagonian blennie), 2894 nucleotides long. RefSeq names its product centromere protein T (gene cenpt). The record is from RefSeq and is a predicted model, not a curated record. NCBI's taxonomy places the organism in Eukaryota, Metazoa, Chordata, Actinopteri, Perciformes, Eleginopidae. Gene Ontology annotation, molecular function: DNA binding; protein heterodimerization activity. Gene Ontology annotation, biological process: kinetochore assembly; chromosome segregation; mitotic cell cycle. Gene Ontology annotation, cellular component: kinetochore.
ACGCGGGACAGUUCAAGGAGUAAAUCCGUUGAAACCACAACCAUGGCUGAAAGAAACAACAUUAAGCAGUCACAUUUUUUUUAACUAGACAACAAGUGUGUUAAUUGACACGGUCUUAAGAUCAGCUUCGUUUGUUAGUCUCGUCUGAUUUAUAUAGAGCCGUUGUUUAACACAAUUUAUUCUACUGUUUACCGUUGACAACGUUUGUUAGCUAAGCUGAGCUAAGCAGCUGACCGUCUUGGAGAAAGAAGAAAUAACCGGCUCUGUUUCAAAAUGGAUCGAACGGAGGACCUUUCUGCCCGGGUUCUGCUGAACCAUAUUCUCAGCACCGAGCAACCAAGGACCCCCAUCACCCGCAGUGCCUCCAAAAAACUGAGUUUCAACAGGAGAAGCAGUAGACUGAGAAAGAAUGAUGCUUUUCCCCAAACCCCAAUGGAGAUCCUUAAAAGCAGCCAGAGACACAAAUUACGGAAGAGUAUAAACCGGCAAUCCCUGAAUGCUAUGAGUAGCAGGAUUCACUCAGGCUCAUUCAGAUUGCCUAACAGGCUUACAUCAAACUCAAUGCUGUUGGAUGAUGGAGAGACACCGAGGCACAUCCUCAUGAACAUACUGCGGACAGAGCCUGUGAGGACGCCUUUGUUUCAUGAGAGUGCCAUGUCAGAAGAGCCGCAGACAUCUCAACUCAACUCUAAUAGUACAGGGAUGCUUUCCAGUUUGGAGCUGUCAGGGUUAGAUUUGCCUGAUUUAACUAUUGGUGCAGCGAGUACCGUAAAAGGACUGAGCCGGAAGAGACGACGUCGGAGCCUAAAUGUAACAGCUUUUGAAAAGCGUCUUAAGGCUGGAGAAGAUUUUGAGGAGGAAAAGGAAGAAUCAGUACAAUCAGACCGUUUAUCACCUGCUUCGUCAAGUCAAACUUCUCUGAGUCUAAAAACACCCUUUGUGGAUGUUCCGACUGAGAAGAAAUUCCUGCGGAGAAGAGUUUCCAAACGGCGUGUAAUCUCAGAGGAAGAGUUUGGUGCUGCUGUAGAUAGACAGCAGAUGGGAGACGGGACAGGCUUUGGGCAGACGGAGCAGAUUCUGAGUAAGACCACCGACUCUGAGGGCAUCACUUUUGGCCUCAGCAAACUCUCUGAAUCUGACAUCAUGACCAACAUCCUCCAAUGUGACACGGCUCUCUACGACCAGCCUGACGCCACGACCGACAACAGUUCAAUAGUCGCAACUCAGGACAAACCAACGGUAAUGGCGUCUCAGCUUCAGAGGGAGGUGGAGGAGGAGGAGGAGGAGGAGGAGGUGGAGCAGAUGGAAGCGGGGGGUUUAGCUGAAUCCCUGGAUAGUGUUAGGCAGGAUGCAGCAACUACUGAGGAAGAGGAGAACAAUGUAGAAGCUCAAACAGAGGAGGAAGCUGAAGCUGAUUCUCAAAAUGAAGAGACUGCUGCAGUCAGUGCUCCCUCUGAGAUAGAAGAAUCUGCAGCAGACACUCAAACUGAAGAGGAACAAGAAGGACUUGAUUCCCAGGUUGAAGAAGAUGUUAUACCAGACACUCAAGAAGAAGAAGAAGAAGAAGAAGAAGAAGAAAGUGAUGUUGAUAUUCAACCUGGAGGGGAUGAUGCAGCAAAGACUCAGUCUGCGGAAGAUGAGGAGACCGCAGAUGAUCAAAGUGAUCAAGAGGUUCCUGCAGAGAAAGUGGAGGACGAUUUGGCUGAUUCUCAACCUGAAGAUGAGCAUAAUGAGAAGCCGGAGGAGGAAGAUGCUGAGCAGCAAUCAGAACAGGAAGAGCGUGACCUAGAGCACACCAGCAGAAGGGCCUGUCGCUCUGAGGGUCCUGUCAUUGUGCCCCUCACUGAGGCAGCGGGAGAUUUGGAUGAUGCCACAGAGGAAGGAUGGUCUGAUGGCAAGUCUAAAGCACCAAGCAGCGUGGGCAUGGGAAGCCCUGAAACACACGCUUCCUACACGGACCCCGAUCCUGGCGCUGAUAAAGAAAACUCCUUUCCUCUUCCGGAGCCGGUGCAUGAUACCGAAGACCUGAGUGACGAUUCACCUGAAGAACCUGCUGCUGAAGCCCCUAGUGAGGAGGAGGAGGAGGAGGAGGAGGAGGAGGAUGAGGAUGAGGAUGAGGAAGAAGGUGAAGAGAGUGAUGCGAUCCCAAACAAGACCCCAGCUUUUGUCAGACAGAAACUGAACUUUUUUCAGCCCAAUCCUCAGGCCUCAUCUACAGUUUUCAAGAAUAUUCAAGCAAGUAGUACAGGGGACAGUCUUCCCGCUCCUAAACCAAAGCCAGGGAGAAAGAAGGGGAAAGGGCCGGCUAAAAAGCAGACAGAACUUUCCAAGAGCUACCUGAUGAACGUGUUCAAACACUUUGCCAAAACAAGAGUCUCUCCAGAUGUGUACCCUGUCCUAAAAGAUAUAAUGGAUAAAUACUUUGACCGACUGGCAGAGGACUUGGAGACAUAUGCUGUUCAUGCAAAGAGAAAAACCAUAGAGGUCGAAGAUGCUGAACUUCUGUUGCGAAGGCAGGGUCAUGUGAAUGACAUGGUGCCAGUGGAAGUGCUGAUCGAAAAAUAUCUUCGUAUGGAACAGCGCAAACUCCUAAUCCCUAUUGCAACCAGCGGAAAUAUUGUUAUUCCUAAAAAGCGGAGAUGAAUGUUUUAUAUACUUCCACAUUUUACUGUGUACUUUCCCAUUUUAGUUCACUGCCUUUGAUUUGGACAAUUGACGUUUCCAGGUAAUAGUUGUCAGCAUAUUUAAAUGUGUAAAUAUGUGUUGACAAUAAUUGUUGUUAUGUAUACUCUUUUCUUUGCAACCAUUGGCUUGUUGAAAACAGUUUACCCCUUUUUGAAUAUAUUUUCUUCUCUGGCCUUUGUUGACCGUUAUGAAUAAAUACAUUUAGUGAA